AUGGCCGGGGUGCAGAGCAACAUUCGGUCCUUCAUUGCGCCGAUCAAAGGAUCUGGUCGAACCGCCCCGGCAUUGCUCGAGGAUUUAACACUCUACGAACCAUGGCGAGACUCCGAAGACCUUCCGAACCUGCUGGCUGAUUCGCCUCUCAAGUUCAGUCAAGCACCCUAUCUGGCAGACUUCCUACCUCUCGAGAGCUGCAGGCAUAAAUUUGGUUUGAAGCCGAGACAAUCUGAUCCCCCCGCAUUGGAUGAGAAACCCGGUCCGCAGACAAUAUGGACUGUCGCAGCAUUCUGUCAGGUUUGCCGCGUCCAUCUUCACGUCAAGGUCGAUUACACCAUCAGAUUCGAUGAUGGCCCCUGCCCAACUGUCGAGCAUCCUCUGCAUCACCUGGUGAGGUCAGACUUUCAAGAGCCGUUGGAGAGGAAUGCGUGGCUGCGCAAGAACCCGAACUCUCAAGAUGAGAUAUACACCUACAAAUGCUCUUCUCCUACCUGUUCCGCCAUCGUUACCGUACGAUAUAGCCCCCCGGUCCUGCGCCCCAGCGACAUCCACACGCUGAUCGAUCCUGCGCUGCUUCGCCAGAGAACAGAAGAUGCUUUCCGCGAGCGGGAAGGCCAUACGGAGGGGAUGCGACACCCAGGGCCAAUGGAUGUCCUGUUGGAUCUUCGAGCAUAUCUGAGAAACUCCUGGCGUGCAAGAGACGAUGCAAAGUACAGGUCAAUCAAUCUCUCAAACCGGAGAUUUAUUGUCCGAUUUGGACCAGAGGGAAAUGCUUGCAAGGAGGUCCUGGAGCAUCUCGGCUUCCAGCUUGUGCCUGGGGAUUGCUGGAUGGUGCCAGAACCCAAUUUCGAAGAAAAUCUACCAUACCAGAGUCCCGUCAAUAUCUGGCUAGACAAUGCCGAGCACGAGUUAACUGCUCUCCUUCUAUCGCGUCCCUACGAAGAGCGGCAGCAAUUGCAAGAUGUCACCCCUCCUCUUCCUGCUGAAAGGGAGCUUUCACGGGCCCUAGGGUGUCAGGACUGUGCCAGAACUACUAGGAUCUCUCCUGAGAUGAGAACUCCUCCUUUCACUGCGCUCGGUUGCCCUAUGGAUUUGUCGGACCAACUCGUCGCCAAAGCCUACCACUGGCAAGUGCAAGCAGAUCGCCAAAAUUCACACGUCUACCUCAGUAACCUCAAGUACAUUGGAAAUCAGCGCCAGAGUGAGCUUUUACAGACCGAAGUUGUAUUAGAGACAUCACGGGGCCAGUAUGAUGCGGAGAUGUUGGAAGAAGCAUACAAAGCCUUCCAUCUCAGCGGAUCUGGCGGUUCGGUCAGUGAUGAACACAUUAUCGGCUCAUUCACAGCUCAACUGGCAGAUUCACCAAGCCACGAACACCAACUCAGAGAUUAUCUCCGCAUCAUCGGAGUUCAUCGUGACAGUAAACGCAUCAUGGACACUGCAAUGAAUAUUAUUGACAGCUACGAGUCUGCGCUCGCCUUCCUAGAUGCCGAUCCCACCAUCGAAGACGAGCACAUACAAGCUCUGUUUGCCGUCAAGACAAAUGACAACAAGGCUUUAGAAGAGCAAGCCAUCCAAGCCGUUCGCGUAAUUGCCCAACACCGCAAAAGCCGGUUUCUAUCCAAGUGGAUCGAUUCAGGAUUUUCAAACGACACUCACAACCAAAUGGAGCCCGCCGAAGGUUACCAAGCCCUCCAGAUCGACAAUCGCGAGAUCGAUGAUGAGAUGAUCCUGUAUCAAUAUAAUAUAGCGGUCGAAGAAAAUCCUGGCAGUGUGGAAUACUACAACAGGGCGCUCGCCGCGAUCGCCAAAGGUCGGAACAGCUCAAUCUUGUUGGACCACCUACACAGCAGGGCUCCGCAAGAACCGCAGGGCAAGCCAGAAGAACCUGUUGGACUGGAAAAUAUUGGGAACACCUGCUAUUUGAACAGCUUGUUGCAGUUCCUGUUUACGAUGAACGAGGUGCGACAGUUGGUUCUCAACUUUGAUGAUUACAAGAUGCCCUUGGAUGAGAAGAGCAUGGAGCAAAAGCGCGUUGGCCAGCGAAAAGUGAGCGUCAAGGAGGUCCAAACUGCACAGAAAUUUGUCGCCAGCCUAGCGUCUCUGUUCCGUGGCAUGAUACAAACACCCCGUUCAUCCAUCAAGCCGGAGCAGGAGCUUGCGCGAUUGACUCUGGAGACCGAAAGUGUCAAAGAAAAGAUGCGACGAAGGUCCACCCUCAAGUCGAACGAGCGCCCCAGCUUAGGCUCGAUCGGUACGCUGCCCGUUUCGGUUUCGUCUCCUGAUGUUGACGCUUCGAAGUUGGAUGCGACAGAGGACACAAGUCCUGGCCAGCAAAACGUCGAUGACCCCGCAACGAAUGACAGUGCCAGUGAUGUCACCCUGGUGUCCGCUUCUGACAGCGACGGGAAUGCGUUGGUGGAACGAAACGAACAUGUGUCAAUGCUAGACAACAAGGAGAACGUGUCACCGCCUAAGCCUGCACCAAACACGGUAGCCCUAUCUCCUUGGACUGGGCAGCCUCUCACGACAGUAAUAUCGAGAGAUACCGAUGAGAAAGUGUCCAGCAUAAAUCCCGAAUUGUUGAAGUAUGCGCCACCUCCUGGGAAGCCACCGCCGGUACCUCCACGGAAACCCAUGCAGAAUACCACUACCACCUUGGAAGAGUAUGCGCGUCAACAAGAUGUCACUGAGGUCAUGAAUCACUGUAUCAUUCAGUUGUCUUAUGCCAUGCGACCUACCGGUUUCGACAAGUCGGGAGAGCAACGCGACGAAGUACAUGAUUUAUUCUUCGGGCAGCAGGUUGUCCACAGCCAACCGGAAAAAGAAGCACCAAUGGUCUUACCUUUUUUGAAUAUCAUCACGCGAGUGUUCCACCGACCUGCUGAUGUAUACGCUGCGAUCGACAAUGAGUUCGAUCUCCAAGACGCACAAGACGGCGCAAAGGCGUAUUCGGCCAUCUCCAGUCUGCCGCCGGUUUUGAGCAUUGCCUUGGACCGGGUGUCUUGGAAUAACGAGACGAAACGUCAGGAGAAACUGAAUUAUCAUGUCGACAUCCCCGAAACCAUCUACAUGGAUAGAUACUUGGAAAGUUCACCUGGCUCUGAUUUGAUGCAAAGGCGACAGCAGACGUGGGAGAUUAAGAGAGAAUUAGCAUUACUCGUCGCCCGGAGAGAUGAGCUUGAGGAAAAAUAUGGCAAAUCUACAGAUGUCCCUAGCCUUCUCGAAGACGCAAAAGCCAUCCUGGAGUAUCUGGCUGAAGUACCUGGAGAUCAGGUAUCAGGCGAACUCGAUGUGAAUCCCAACGCCAUCACUACUCUCGGUAUUUUAGCCGCAAAUGCUCGUUCUGAGCUCGAACAAAUUCGCUCUCGCAUAUCUCAACUCUCUCAACAAAUCAAAGAAUCCUUCGUUGACAUGCGCAAACACCCUUACCGCCUGCACGCAGCGUUCUUCCACCGCGGUUCCGCUGGCGGAGGCCACUACUGGGUAUACAUAUUCGACCACAAGAGAGAGGUGUGGCGGAAAUACAAUGACGAUCGUGUCUCUACCGUCACCAAUCUGAACGAGAUUUUUGGAAAUCCAUACGCACAAACCCAAGUCCAAGGUCAACAACAGCCAGCCACCAGCAGUGGCCUGAACCCGCCUCCGAAUCCGUACCUUUUGAUCUAUCUGGACGCAGACCGGAUUGACGAGCUAGCGGAGACAGUCAAGCGAGAGAUUGCGUAUCCGCCUCCCGACGACCCUCCCCCACUCUCGUAUCAGAGAGACAACCAGCCUCAAAGCCAGAUGACAGCCAUGCCACCCACCCAAAGAUUAGACAAUGGCGGAGACGUGACUAUGCUGGAGUAUGCCAAUGGUGGUGAGCAGGCCCAACCCUCACGACCGGAGCCUUCCGCCACCCGCGACGCCUCCCGGCCAAAGGGCCCGAGCGUGCGGAAGGAAGGAAGUUGGGACAACAGCCAGCUGAUGAUGACGGACAGGAAGAUUGACUGGUAA
Molecule: messenger RNA, 3999 nt
Organism: Fonsecaea pedrosoi CBS 271.37
Lineage: Eukaryota; Fungi; Ascomycota; Eurotiomycetes; Chaetothyriales; Herpotrichiellaceae
Exons: 10
Coding region: 1-3999 (1332 amino acids)
Biological process (GO): regulation of proteasomal protein catabolic process; proteasome-mediated ubiquitin-dependent protein catabolic process; protein deubiquitination
Molecular function (GO): cysteine-type deubiquitinase activity; proteasome binding
Source: RefSeq, a predicted model, not a curated record